UGUAAACCCGCGCCCUCCCGAUUUCCCGAUACGAUAUCCUCCGCCCCGCCGCCUCUCCCGUCGCCACCCAUCUCGCCGCGACCUGGAGAUCCCCUUCGCUGUCUCUCACGCCGCCACCCUUCCCAGUCUUCCACUACCCUGAUCUGAUUGAAAUGUCGGGUUCAACCCGAUUCGGGUGUCGGGGUUGGGGGUGGAGGGGGGGGGGGGGGGGGAAGCGACACAUUCCCAUCCCAUCGUGCAACACACACGUAGCUCGGCAGCCGACUGGAGGAGUUCACCCCCAUUCGACCGAGGCGACACAUCCAGCGGCAAAGGAGGCAGGUGGAUCCAGAAGCGCUGGCAUUCAAUCGGAGGAGACGACAUGGAGCCACGAAGCUAUUGGCACCUGUAAGCUCACCACAGUGGCUCGUACGGAUCGGAGGCGAGAACCCCCAACCGCGACAACGACCUCCUGAUCUGUUGAAACAGCGCUGUUGCUAGCAGGCUGGCUGCUGCAGUGCAGCCCUGCAGCCAGCUCUUCCCAACGGCGCCAUUAUUGGCAUUGCCCUAGCAGCUCAGAUUCUUGCCUUUGCCUUUCCCAGCUGUGCUCGAUCAUCCUUCGUGUCUUGACCGCCGUGCUCCGGUUGGAGUUCCAACUUCCAAGAUGGCAUGCAAAAUAUUUGAGGGGGUACAGAUGGAUGCAUACCUUAAUCAAGAACAAAGACAACAAUUUUCAAAGCAAAUAUCUAGUGUUGUUUGGAUGAUUAGGGUUGACAGCGCAGCCAAGGAAGAUGAUUUGGCAACCAAGGACUAUGCAUAUGUUGCUGGUGUGUGCAUGAGUCCAGUGGGGCACAUCUUGACAUCAGCGCAUGUUGUGAAACCUGGUGUGAAGUAUGUUGGUGCAUGCACUUCAUGGAAAGCAGGCUGGACUCCACUAAGGGUAGUGAAAACAUCUAUGGCUUAUGGGAUGUGUUUAUGUCAGUUGGAACAUGAGAGCCGUAAAAAGACUGAUUACACUAAUUUAGCAGAAUCUGGACUCUUGAGUGUUAACCAGCAUGUAUAUGGAUUUGGACAUCCUAAUUUAUUCAAAAUACCAUGUGACUACAGUUUUGUGAGAGGUUCAGUUGAGUAUCCAUGUAAGGAUAUUUCGGAGCUGCCUAGUUUAAAUGAUUUGGACCGUUUGCUGUAUGAAGGUUUGCAAAAAGAAGGACUUAAAUUUGAUCGCAUGGAAGCUAUAGUUCUCACUCCUAGAAAAGUGAAACAUUUAAUGUGGUUGAUUGACUCGUCAUUUAGGCCAAAGACCAUAUACCAAAUGCAUCAAGACAUACCACUAAUUCAGAUAAAAAACUUCCAUGUGAGUCACUGUGGCAGUCCAGUGUUCCUGUCUUCCGGGCAUAUUGUUGGUAUAGUCUUAUUCAAAUUUCAUGAAAUCAACUUUGCUGUUCAUUUAUCAGCAAUCAAAGAAUUUCUGAAGGAAUUUGAUUUGAUGCCUCAACAUGUGGAUGCACCUUCCAUGGCUGAGAAUGCCAUUUCAGAUCAAACCCCAACUGCUGAACCUGCACCUGCUAGUGUUGCUACGACUGAAACAGUGGAUGGAAGUUCAGAGCAGCACACUUUGCUAGGUAAAGGAGUUGAUGCCCUGUUCCACAUCUGUAUGCAUGAAGUGUUAGAUAUGAGGUUGUCGCCAAACAGAACUUCUGUUUCUUGUUUGGAAAGUUGCUGUUGAACUUGUCAUGAAAAUGGUAGCAGCAUGUUUGUUAUAAUUUCACACAAGGUUGGAGUUUAUAGCACAUGUGAUGUUGGAAAGCAGCACAUUUUUGAUAGUCAGAUAACCUUGAUCUCAAUGAUAUUAUGAUAUGGCUGUAUAUGUAGCUUAGCUUUACAACUUGCAAAAAACGUAGCAGCCUGAAUUUCUGGAAGACCUGAAUUUGCCGGUGCCUCUACAAUCAGAUGUAUAUCCGUGGUCAUUAUCUUAAUCUGCAAAUGAAGCUAGCAAUAA
This is a messenger RNA of Oryza sativa Japonica Group (Japanese rice), 1978 nucleotides long. RefSeq lists its product as uncharacterized. The record is from RefSeq and is a predicted model, not a curated record. NCBI's taxonomy places the organism in Eukaryota, Viridiplantae, Streptophyta, Magnoliopsida, Poales, Poaceae.